Branchiostoma floridae (Florida lancelet) is the source of this 6595-nucleotide messenger RNA. RefSeq lists its product as uncharacterized. The record is from RefSeq and is a predicted model, not a curated record. The coding region runs from base 1 to 4008 and encodes 1335 amino acids. Lineage: Eukaryota; Metazoa; Chordata; Leptocardii; Amphioxiformes; Branchiostomatidae. The transcript has 4 exons.
AUGACAAAGUGGGGUAUAGGGAAGAGAUUACCUCGGACAAGGGAGAAGUUACCUGGAGCAACAGGGAGGUCACCUGGGACAACAGAGAAGUCACCUGGGACAACAGAGAAGUCACCUGGGACAACAGAGAAGUCACCUGGGACAACAGAGAAGUCAUCUGGGACAACAGAGAAGUCACCUGGGACAACAGAGAAGUCACCUGGGACAACAGAGAAGUCACCUGGGACAACAGAGAAGUCAUCUGGGACAACAGAGAAGUCACCUGGGACAGACCAGGAAACACUUAUUAUGUACCAGUUACAGUCUGAAAGGCAGACCAUACAGCAUCUCCAGAGAGAAGUCAGACAGCAGACAGAGGAGAAGGAGAAAGUAGAGAAAGUUCUCCUGGACAAGGAAAAGGAAAUUGAGGGCAUGGAAGAGACCAUUGAUGAACAAAAAGCAGAAAACAGAAAACUGACUAACAAACUGGCAGGUUUGGAGGCAGAACACAAACUAGCUCAGCACCAGGAAGAUCAGCAGAAAGCUAUGGUGAGAAGUUUAGAGAGGGAAGUCAGCAGGCUCACACAGGAGAAUGAGUCAGCACAGAAAGUUCUCUUGGAACACAACAAGAAAACAGAGGAAGUAACAGUGGCCAAUAGAGAUCUGACAACUGAAAAGACAAAAGUGGCAGACAGACUGACAGGUUUGGAGGUUAAAUAUGAGAUAGCUAGGCAUCAGAUAGAUGAAAAGGAAGACAUGGUGAGAAGUCUCCAGAAGGAAGUCACCCGACUCACACGGGAGCAGGAGACAGCACAGAAAGUAAUUAUGGACAACAAGAAGACAAUUGAGGACUUAACAGGAGUCAAUAAGGGCAUGGCAGAAACCAUUGAAGACAAACAGCUUACUGAAAAGACAAAACUCACAGACAGACUGGCAGGUUUGGAUGCAGAACAUGAGAGAGCUCAGCACCAAGUAGAAUUGCAGGAAGACAUGGUGAGAAGUCUCCAGAUGGAAGUCAACCGGCUCACAAAGGAGAAAGAGACAGCACAGAAAGUUCUCACGGACAAAGAGAAUGAAAUUGUUGACUUAGCAAGAGCCAAUAAGGGCAUGGAAGAGACCAUUGAUAAACUGUUCGCUGAAAACACAAAACUGACCAACAAACUGGCAAUGAUGGAACAAGAAGAAAAGUUGAAGGUUGACAAGGAGGAAGCCACUGGUUUUUCACAGAAGGAGACAGAACGAAAACAGGGGAAGGCAACUGAGGACUCAAUGGGAGCCAAUAAGGGCAUUGAAGAGACCAUUGAAGAACAGCUUGCUGAAAAGACAAAAGUGGCAGACAGACUGGCACGUGUGGAGGCCAAACAUGAGAUAGCUCAGCGCCAAGCAGAGUGGCAGAAAGACAUGGUGAGAAGUCUCCAGAGGGAAGUCUCGCGGCUCAAGAAGGAGAUAGAGACAGCACAGAAAAUUCUCCUGGACAACAAGAAGGAAAUUGAGGACUUAACAGGAGCCAAUAAGGGCAUGGAAGACACCAUUGAUGAACUACUAGGUGAAAAGACAAAAUUGACUAACAGAAUGGCAAGUUUGGAUGCAGAACAUGAGAGAGCUAAGCACCAAAUAGAUCUGCAGAAAGACAUGGUGAGAAGUCUCCAGAUGCAGAGCGAGGUUACCCAGCUCACAGAGAAUCUGGACAUUUCAGAAAAUAAGGAUUCGCUUAGUCCUUUACUUGUAGCGACAUUCCGGAACGAAAUCAGCCGAUACUAUGCACUACAGGUAUGCAAGCAGCAGCCUGUGGCAUACGAUGAAGAGUUCAUCUUGGAUGUAGACGAUACAUUUACUACGAUGGAUAUCCUACAGUACAAUGUGCGUCGCCAAGCUUUUGACCGACAACCAUUAGAAUCCAUUGCAGAUAUUUUCAAUCCAGGUCCCAACCGUGCAUUGGCAAGUCCUGUAAGAAUCCUGAUAUGGGGGGUUCCCGGAAUUGGAAAGACCACCCUUAUUGCCAAGAUAUUGACUCAUUGGAACAAACAGGAUGUAGGAGUCCUAAAGCGGUAUGACCUUGUUUUUGCCAUUGCUUUGAGGAAGGUUGAGAGGACACAGUCUAUUGUGGACUGCAUCUUUGACCAGCUACCUGUAAGUGACGUGCACAUGAAAGAAGUCCUGGAAGACUAUCUUCGCAGAAGCAGCAGAGUCUUAAUCAUUUUGGAUGGAUAUGAUGAACUUGGGUGGCAACCAGAUGAAGAUCACGACAUCAUGAAGCUCCUGACAGGCAGACUGUUUCCCCACGCCUCCGUCCUUGUUACUACAAGAAAAACAUGCACCUCUGAUAUCAUUGAAAAGAUGAAACCAGACACCCGAGUCGAGAUCUUGGGCUUCAGUCCUGACAACGCCAAGAGCUUCAUCAUGAAGUAUUUUGGAAGACAGCCAUCUGAAGGAGAAGCACUGCUUAAGAAGAUUGGCCCAACCCUCCUGAGUACAGGAAUCUUCUCAGUACCCAUGCUUCUCCUCCAAGUCUGCUUGCUUUGGGAAGAUGACCAAGAUGUGAUACUCAGUGACAAAAUUUGUCUUCUCUACAACCAGGUGGUGACGUGUCUUGUGCGACGUUAUGGUGCAAAGGACAAGAACCCUGUACGUGUAGAAGACAUGCACGCACUUAUGCAUGCCCUGGAAAAACUGGCCUUUGAAUGCUUGUUGAAGGAAAAUGGAGUAACUGUGUUUAACCAGGAAGACGUGAAAAGGUACUGUGGAGAACAAUUCAUGAUUCUGGUACAGCUAGGCUUGUUGAGAGAACAGAAAAACCCAUCCAGGACAAAUCCUGUUGCCCAGUACUCAUUUUCCCACAAGACCAUGCAAGAGUACUUUGCUGCACAGUACCUAUCAGAGAGAUUGACAAUAGAAGAGGCCACUAAGCAUGAAAUUUUGCGACAGUAUUGCCCAACUGCCAGGAAGGUACAGACACUCGGUGAACUUCUCAUAUUGACAUGUGGAAGAUUGGGAAGGAAGGCAAAAUUUAUCCUGGACCAUCUGAGAGAUAUCCACAAUACGCCUGAUGUACAACUUGUGGAAGAAGAGUUCUACAACUUCUUUGUAACUGGAAAGUCCAAGAAAGACUGGAACAAGGACAUCAAGUUGGAGGACUUUGCAAGUGCAGAAGACCUGACACAUCAGUUCAUAGGCCAGUGGAAUGACUACCCUCCUGUGCUGCUGACAUAUCAGAGCUACAUGGAGUUGUAUCUCCUCUGCUGUCAUGAGAGCGGCCUCACUGCUCAGUUUGCCGAGCAGGUGUUUCUGAGAGACACCAUCCAGUUCUCUGGUGCCAGACCAAGGGUGUACAGCGUGCUGUCUCACAUGAUAGCUGAAGCUAGUGAGAAGAUUAAGGGGAUAGAGCACCUACGUCUGGUCAACAUGCAGAACUACUUCCUUGGUUCGACUCUCGAGGAGCUGCACAAGUUGUCAGGUCUGAAAGAGUUGAAUCUGCGUCAGUCAAGGCUUGGUAGGCACCUUCCAACCUGCACCAUCCCCAGGAGGCUGGAGCUACGGUUCAAGUACAGACGAAUCAUGAAGACAUCAGAAGAUGACUUGGCUAAGGCACCUGCUCUCCUAGCCAGACAGCUACCCCACUUAAGAUCACUGAAGAAGCUGGUCAUUGCUUGGAAUGACCUUGGUCCUGAAGACAUGAAACAACUCCUUCCAGCCAUAAAGGAACUGACGAACCUAGAACAAUUGUUCCUGUCAGGAAACGACCUUGGUGGCCUGGGAAAGAACGUGACUGACCUUGUGGCCUUCCUUCCCAAGUUGAAAGUCUUCGAGGUCUACUUCUGCCAGCUCACCUUUACAGAGAUCCAGAUGAUAGCAUCCAGUCUGACUGAGAACUGCCCAGACCUGGAGCUGUUUGACUUCCAGCUGAACCCCAUCCAGCCUGGUGAGUCCAUCUGGGUUGGGGAGAGAGAGAUGGACACAGUAAAAGCAACACUCAGUGACAAGGUGUUUGUGCCAUUAUAUGGGAGUAUAAAAUUACCUCCAGCUUUUUAGAGAUGAACAAGUCACCCUGAAAGGCUUACUGGGAGGACUUUAUGAAUUGAACCAGAACUUUGUAGAAUGAAGAAUUAGAUUAUACUGUCAUUAUAAUCUUCAGUAACUCUUGUGCAAACCCUGGGAAGAUUAACAUCAUGACUGUGUAAGUGACUGUAAAUCUGUAUUAACUUAACAAACUGUAUGAUAGUUCCAUGCUACAUGUAAUUAUACGUUAGUCAGAGUGUCUAAUGGCUUCAAGUUUAUAAAACAAAAAAAUUAUAUUAUCUAAACUAACUGUACGGGCAGUUAGCCAUUUCACUUACUCGAGAACAUCCUUCUUUGUUACAUGUACAUGUUCAUUGUGUAUGCUACAUGUAACAUUAAAUUUAAGUAUUUCCCUUCAAAUCACUUGUAAGGUACCUAACAGAGAAAGUUUAGAGAAAGAACUGAGAUGUUGACAGGUUGAUUAAGCAGAUUGAGUAUACUGCAUUAAGGUAACUGCCAAGCAGCUGAGUAACUGAGUGCAGCUACAUGUAUGGCAAAAUGCAGAGCAGGGAGCAAGGCAGCCUAUAGAGGAUAGAUGACAAAUAGGGAGAUUUUAUGAUUACAACAUGUAUUAAGAACUGUCUCAUUUUUUACAUCGAUUCAUCCACAGCAAAGAUGAGCCUAACCCAUCAGAAAGGAAAUUUUGUUGUUCAGCAAAAUUGUGGCUUUUUUUUUACAACACUUUUACUGGUAACAGUAAGAAUGCUACAUACACUCCAUAGCAUACAAUGUAUAUCUGAUAGUUAUCAUGAAAAGCGUACAUGUAGAUCAAGUGUUAAAAGUUUGAAAGCGAACUACACAAUCCAUACACUUUCAGUUUGGCAAAAAAUGGUAAAAGCAGUUUGGAUUUUAAGAUAUUUGAUUAUUGAGAUUUUAUACUAAGCAAGUAUCAAAUACAUUUUGUACAUGUAUUUUGUUGCUCAAAGCAAAGAUAACCUUUCAUUAUGCUGUCAGUUUGUUACUGAUAUCCAUUCUGUUUUUCCUGAUAUUUUCAUAUUCAGGAUAUUAGGUACUAUUGCUAGGUUUAAAACAGGAACUACAUAUUUAGGUGUACAAGUCAAGAAAAUUACAUUGUAACCAAGGAAGUUUGCGUACAACGGCUGUCUGUACUUAUAUUGUAAAAUUCUGCAAAGUACCAUUUUCCACCUGUGCAAUGUCUUACAGGAUGCUUUUAAUUUAAAAAGUAUUUUUCACUCAAAUGUGCAAUCAGUCUAUCUUUCAGGAACGUAAAAUUAUUUUUGAGUUGUUUUUUUAACCUAUUACAUGUAUCAUGUAUUCCAUUUUGUAACACUACAUUGUGCCAAUUUUUACAUUGUGCCAAUUUUUACAUUUGUGCCAAUUUUUACAUUGUACCACUUUUCCCUAAAAAUUUUCCAAAGGCCUUGAAUAAAAUACAUGAAACAUGAUUUAUCUUGAUUUUGUUAGUGUUUGACUGACUGAUUACUGAUGGCAAGCUUAAAAUACAUUUUAUGGAUAAUAUUGAGAUCAUUUCAAUGUAGAAUGCCAAAUAAUGCAACUACAAGAUACGAAAAGCUCUUUACUUUGUAUAUCAAGCAGGAGGUACUUGUAAAGGACGACUCUGGACAAAAUCAAUAUCGUCAUCAUGAUAGUUGAAAUAAAGGGUCACUACUGCAAUUUAUUAAUCUAUUUUAAUGAAGUUUGACCAGAACUUUUUAAAAUAAAGAAUUAUUUUAUGUCAUUAUAUCAGAUACUGGUCUUGCAAACUCAGGAAAAUCAGUAUCAUGUGCAACUGAUGGAUUAAGUACAUUCAGUCAUUGCAAGCAUCAAAGAUGCUUAAAAUCUAUACAUUACAAUAAUCAUCAUAAUUACAAAACAAAUUCCAGAUGCAUACAAUGUUGUCUUGUUUUCAGUAUUUUUUAUAGCCCAUUACUCUAGCUGUGCUCAGAAGUUUUUAAGCAGCUGCUUUAAGGUUAAUCUACAUCAUUUCAUGUAAUAGAGUUACUCUACAUGUAAACUUGGGAAGACAAUGCAGCAUAACAUUAUGUAACAACAAUGGUCAUUCACUUUGUUAUCAAAUUCAGUCUGCCAUUGAAUUGAUUUGAUACCAAAACAGUUUGACCCUUAGCAAAUCAUGAUUUUGAUAAAGAUGCACAAGUCAUGCACAGCAAUGAGCAGUGACAGUUAUAAAGGCAUCAUCUCCACAUUUCAUAGUUGGCCUAAGUAAAAAGCAACUGUUACAGUUACUGUAACUCAUAUUUAACAGUUACAGUGCACUUUGAGCAGAAUAAAACAGUGAAAUGUUUAAGUAAUCUAAUUUACCAUUACAUUAAAAAAAUGUACUGUGUUUCUAUUUGAUAGCUUUUUUAACAAUGCCUAUGACACAUUGGAAAUUAUAUAUAAAAUUAUAUAUAACUGCAUAGUUUCUAUGCAAAAUAAAACUUUUAAUUGCAUCCUAGCUGUAAAAUUUCACUUUUGAAGUACCCUUUGAUGCUAUACCCAUGCAGCACUACAAAAUCUUUUAAAAAUAGCUCAAUGUAACAUUUUUCAUGAUUGUGUUAGGAAUGUUCAAUAUCCUUUGGAAUCUUUAAGAAAGUUCACA